Saccostrea cuccullata (small rock oyster) is the source of this 4938-nucleotide messenger RNA. RefSeq lists its product as uncharacterized. Gene Ontology annotation, molecular function: zinc ion binding; nucleic acid binding. Gene Ontology annotation, biological process: DNA integration. NCBI's taxonomy places the organism in Eukaryota, Metazoa, Mollusca, Bivalvia, Ostreida, Ostreidae. The record is from RefSeq and is a predicted model, not a curated record. Bases 965 to 4285 code for a protein of 1106 amino acids. The transcript is spliced from 4 exons.
GUUUAUCUGUUUUCUUUUAUUAGUAUUGUCCUGUGUUGAGCCUUAUUUGUAUUUAGUGUUUAUCCUGCAAGGAGCCCCAUUGUAACGCUCAGGUGAUUUAAAUAUUUGGCCAGUCGCUAUAUAAGGUGAUGUCAGGUUUGUCUUGGGUAGCGCACGUUUUCCUUGACCAGUGAAAGUAGUUUCACAUGUCCAUGGAGGGUUAGGUAGUUUUUCGUGGUAACUGAAUCUCCAAUCAGGGUCCCUAUUGAUACAUGUACGUUAGUAUGAUUUGGUGCUGUCGGCGGAGGCAACCUAAGGGCGUGGUACGCUGGGCCGAGACCGUGAGAGAGGAAACGUGGUUUCCCGGAUUUGGCAGCAUUGCAGACGCUUAAGACGCGUGGGAUAGGCGCAGGACGUCGAGGACGUGGUGGCAUUUGGUGUAAGGGCGUGGUACCCGUAGGUCAUGGACCGAUAAACAGAGGAGGCGGGGACGGAUAUAGGAACGUGGUCUCAGGAUGGACACUGAUAGACAUUUUGAAAUUCAUUAAUUUCAUUUUGUAUAUUUGUACAUAUUUGUUUUUAUAUAAAAUUGUAAACAGAAAAAUAGUCUUGUUAUCACUGAUCAAGCUUAGGGUGUCGUGACAAUGGUGUCAGAAGUGGGAUGAUGAUGUUAGCUUUGAUCAGUGAUUGGUUUUUUUUUUUUUUUUUAAAUGUUUUUUGUGUAAAUUGGACUGAACGUUGGAAAAAUAUUGUAGUAUUUUCAUGUAUUGAAGUUAUAAUAUUUUUUUUUAUUGUAUUGUUGUAGAGAGACGUUCAGAUAGAAGUUAGGGGACCCUGAGAGGAGUGGACGUUACCAUGAAUUUGUUUGUAUUAUGAAGGUUUGAUUUCGAUUUAGUCCAGUUUUCCUGGAGUGAUAUUUUGCUUUGUCAUUUUUUUGUCAGUUUAUGUUGUUUGAUAGUUGGUUUAUUUACUGGCGAUUUUUGAGAUGGAUUUGUUAAAAGAGCUGACUGCAUAUGGUCAAAGUUUGGAGUUGACGGGAGCGGAUCUUCAGAGGUUCAUCCGUGAACAACAGGCACAUCUGCGAGAACUCAGAGUUGAGCAGAGAGAGAGACAAAAGGAGGACAGAGACUAUGAGUUGAAGAGAGAAGCUUUGGAAGUAGAGAAGCUCCGUCUAGAAGAAAAGAAAUCUCUAGAUGCACUCGAAAGUAAGUACCAAGCUAAUGUACAAGAACUUAAGUACCAGUUGAGUUUGAAAGAGACAGAAUCUAAAGCUGUUAAGUCAGACAUAUCUGAUGGUUCAUUAACAAAGGUUCCUAAAAUGCCAUACUUUGAUGAGAUUAAAGAUGACAUAGACUCUUUUCUUAGACGAUUCGAAAGAUACGCUAUAGCACAGAAGUGGAACGAAGGAAUGUGGGCCGUGAACUUAAGCGCAUUACUUAAAGGACGAGCUCUUGAUGUCUAUGCCCUACUUCCACAAGAAAAGGCUCUGGAUUAUGCAGCCCUUAAAACAGCUUUGCUGAGGAGGUUUGAGAAAACAGAGGACGGUUUUCGAGAAUAUUUCCGUAGGUGUAGACCAGAGGUAGGUGAAACCUUUACACAAUUCGCAGUUCGUUUAGGAAGUUAUCUAGAUAGAAGGAUUGAGUUUGGAAAAGUUAACAAAACUUACAACGGACUAUAUGACUUAGUGUUGCGAGAUCAGUUCAUAUCAAUCUGUAAUAGAGACUUAUCGUUGUUCCUAAAGGAGCGUAUUCCAAAAAGUAUUGAAGAGAUGUGUAUGUUAGCGGAUCAGUUCAAAGAGGCGCGUCAUGUAAACAUAUUAACUUUAGUUUCUUCUAGCAAAAAGGAAACGACAUUUGAAAACAGAAAUCCAGUUUCAGCAAGAGAUCAACGCAGCCAGAAGGAGCAAGUGCCGCCGAAGACUAUUUGUCAGUCCUUUUCACAACAGAAGAAGACAGGGAAGGAUAUUCGAUGCUACAAAUGUUCCAGGCUAGGACAUAUAGCCUCGCAGUGUAAACAGUCAUCAAGUAAGAAUCAAAGCUUUGCGGUGAAAGCGGAUACUUCUAGUGAGUCAGGAAGCAGUUUGAAGGAACACAAAGAUUCAGGCAAGUGCUCUGCUUUUACAUCUAUAACAUCAACUUCAACAUUUUCAAUGGCAAAUUCGUCAGACUUAUUAACUACAUCAGCUUGCAGUAUAGCUAAUUUCUCAGAUCAGAUGCCUGUUUGUGUUGGUGAAAUUAAUGAUCAGUCUGUUCAAGUACUUAGAGACACGGGAUGCAAUGGUGUAAUAGUGCGUAGGAGUCUUGUCCAUGAUGAUCAACUUACUGGAGACCAUCAAGUGUGUGUUUUGGCGGACGGAUCCAAAAUUGAAACCCCUAUCGCAAAGGUGAAUGUUGACACUCCGUAUUUCGUAGGAGAAGUGAAUGCGUGGUGCCUACAUGCUCCAUUAUAUCCUUUGAUUAUCGGAAACAUUCCGCAUGCUAGAGAUCCUCACGAUCCGAACAAGGACUGGAAGCCUAGUGCUGUGAAUGCUGUAGUGACUAGACAACAGAAACGCAUGGAAGGUAAGAAGAUAAAACCCCUUUCUGUUCCAGAAAUAAUAGGAUCUGAAGUUUGUCCAGAGGAUAUGUUGAAAGCACAGGAAGAAGACGAGACGCUGAAGAAUCUUAGAGCUUUGGUUGGAAAGGAAACCAACUACAACAGAGUGAAGUACAUUUUGAAGAAAGGUAUGCUGUUUCAAGUUUUCCAGUCAGAGAAAGUCGAGAAUGGUAAGCAGUUUACUCAACUAGUUGUUCCUAAGAAGUACAGAAUGAAAGUUUUAUCACUUGCACAUGAGUCUUUAAUGGCAGGUCAUUUAGCUACAUCAAGGACAAUUGAUAAAGUGCUAGCUGAGUUUUAUUGGCCAGGAGUCCAGGCUGACGCAAGACGGUUUUGUCGAUCCUGCGACAUAUGUCAGAGGACUCCUCCUAAAGGUAGGACAACUAAAGUUCCAAUGAGUGUUAUGCCGAUCAUCGAUGAGCCAUUCAGACGCGUAGCAGUUGAUCUGGUAGGACCAAUACAGCCAAUGACUGAUAACGGUAAUCGUUAUAUUUUAACUUUAGUUGACUUUUCAACACGCUAUCCAGAAGCGGUUGCACUCAAAGGUAUAGAAACUGAAAGAGUAGCUGAGGCAUUAGUAGAUAUAUUUUGCAGAAUCGGAGUUCCGAAAGAGAUGCUGACAGGCAUGGGGACACAGUUUAUUUCAGAGUUGAUGGGUGAAGUAAGUCGUUUACUUUCGAUGAAACAGUUAUCCACGACACCCUAUCACCCGAUGUGUAAUGGCUUGGUGGAGAGAUUUAAUGGUACCCUGAAGCAGAUUCUUCGACGACUGUGUUCAGAGCGGCCAAAAGACUGGGACAAGUACCUGUCAGCAGCACUUUUUGCGUAUCGAGAUGCCCCACAGGAGAGCUUGGGAUUUUCGCCAUUCGAAUUGGUAUACGGACACAGAGUCAGGGGUCCGAUGAGAAUCCUACGAGAGCUUUGGACGAAAGAAGAGACGGAUUCUGAGGACCAUUUGAUGGUGAUAAAGGAGUUCCUACAAAGAUUGCGGGCAGCUAACUUGACAGCCAAGCCAAGCAAAUGUUUCAUUGGAUUCAGCAGUAUAGAAUGUUUGGGAUACAUUGCAGGAAAAGAGGAACUCAGACCAAUUCCAGAUAAGGUCGAAGCAAUCCAGAACUGUAUAAGACCUAUCACAAAGAAACAAGUAAGAUCUUUUCUCGGUUUGGUCGGGUUUUAUCGUAAGUUUAUUCCCCAUUUUUCAGCUGUUGCCGCACCAUUAUCCGACCUGACGAAAAAGGGACAGCCAAACAAAGUUUUGUGGGGAGAGACCCAGCAGAACGCUUUCAUCACCCUGAAAUCAGCACUUAUGGUAACGCCAGUACUAAAGCUGCCGAACAUCAGCGAAGAAUUCAUCUUGCAAACGGACGCAUCAGAUGUUGGCAUUGGAGCGGUUCUUCUCCAGUAUGAGAAUGGUAUCAAGAAACCCGUUGCUUACGCCAGUAAGAAACUUACAGCGCAGCAAGUUAAGUAUUCUACGAUCGAGAAAGAAUGUUUUGCUAUCAUAUGGGCAGUUCAGAAAUUUCAGAGAUAUCUGUACGGAAAACAAUUUAUGUUGGAGACAGACCAUCAGCCGCUUAUUUAUUUAUCUCAAUCUAAAGUGCUUAAUGCAAGACUAAUGAGAUGGUCCUUACUUUUGCAGCCUUACAGGUUCCGUAUUGUGGCGAUUAAAGGAUCAGAGAACGUGGGAGCCGAUUGUCUAAGUAGGCUGUAGGAUUUGAGUGAGACAUUAUGAACAUUGUAGUUUUGUACAUAUGUUUUUUGUUGUUGUUGAUUGUGAGUUUUGCACAAGUUCAGUGAACUUUCUUGAAUUGGGGAGGUGAUGUCACAAUCAAAGUUGAUUUUGUUAUAUGUUUAUCUGUUUUCUUUUAUUAGUAUUGUCCUGUGUUGAGCCUUAUUUGUAUUUAGUGUUUAUCCUGCAAGGAGCCCCAUUGUAACGCUCAGGUGAUUUAAAUAUUUGGCCAGUCGCUAUAUAAGGUGAUGUCAGGUUUGUCUUGGGUAGCGCACGUUUUCCUUGACCAGUGAAAGUAGUUUCACAUGUCCAUGGAGGGUUAGGUAGUUUUUCGUGGUAACUGAAUCUCCAAUCAGGGUCCCUAUUGAUACAUGUACGUUAGUAUGAUUUGGUGCUGUCGGCGGAGGCAACCUAAGGGCGUGGUACGCUGGGCCGAGACCGUGAGAGAGGAAACGUGGUUUCCCGGAUUUGGCAGCAUUGCAGACGCUUAAGACGCGUGGGAUAGGCGCAGGACGUCGAGGACGUGGUGGCAUUUGGUGUAAGGGCGUGGUACCCGUAGGUCAUGGACCGAUAAACACAGGAGGCGGGGACGGAUAUAGGAACGUGGUCUCAGGAUGGACACUGAUAGACAUUUU